Camellia sinensis is the source of this 659-nucleotide messenger RNA. Lineage: Eukaryota; Viridiplantae; Streptophyta; Magnoliopsida; Ericales; Theaceae. The record is from RefSeq and is a predicted model, not a curated record.
CUCAUAUUUGCAACCACCGCGAGGGUACAUGGAGGAGGUGGUUGGACUGGUGGCCACACUCGAGGGCAUGGUCUUGCGUAGGGAGGCACAGUUGUCUGUCGCGGGCAUUCAGAUGCCUUCAUGGUCCGGUCAGCCGCAGGCCAGGCCACCCGGGCCUCCUUGGGGAGCUGGGCCAUCUGGGCCUUUUCAGGGGGCGGGGCCAUCUCGGCCUUCCAGAGGAGCCGGGCCUUCUAGGCCUUUUCGGGGAGCUCGAGGAGGGCCUGUCCGCAGACGCAGGGCUCACGUUGUGGAGGUGGAGCCUGAUGAGGAGGAGGAGGAUGCUGAGGAGGAGGAGGAGGAGGCUACCGACCGUCAGUCAGAGACAUCUGCUGAGGAGGGGGGCUCCGGUCUUGGUUCGGGGAACAGAGGCGAGGCUGAGGGGGAUCCUGAGGAUGACAGCUCCGACUCAGAUGAUGAUGAUGGUGCAGAGGUUGUCCCGCAGAAGAGGAUGAGGAGUGCUUCUCGUUCCCGUUCCCGAGGACAUUGAUGCUGUUAUUUCCUGCUUUAUUUUUCUUUUUGCUAGUAGUUUGUAGCACUUUGCACAUUGUUAGGCAGUCUUAUUCUUUGUAAAACUUGUACCUUUGUUUGUUGUAAAGCAUGAUGGAAUGAAAUAGCUUUUG